This is a messenger RNA of Dermacentor andersoni, 6474 nucleotides long. RefSeq lists its product as uncharacterized. Gene Ontology annotation, cellular component: membrane. The record is from RefSeq and is a predicted model, not a curated record. Lineage: Eukaryota; Metazoa; Arthropoda; Arachnida; Ixodida; Ixodidae. Gene Ontology annotation, biological process: cell surface receptor signaling pathway; G protein-coupled receptor signaling pathway. Gene Ontology annotation, molecular function: protein binding; G protein-coupled receptor activity; calcium ion binding.
GACGGGAAGUUAAGGUUGCGCUUGUUUGACUUUUAAUGUAUUUCAUUGGCAUUCAUAUAUCGUUCUUUUUUCUUUUUUAUCUGAAGUGAUUAUGUACAGUGAUCCCAUCGGCAUCCGUGUGAAGAGAACGCGAGCGAAGUUUCUAUUUCUCCAGCGUGCCUUCGUUUUUCGCCAGGUACCUCGCCCUGGACGGCAUCACGGGCGAAGUGAUGCUGAACAGAAGCCUCGUCGAUGUGGCGGACUCCACGAUCGCCUUCACUGUCAUUGCCGAAGACGGCGGCUCCCCCAAGCAGCAAGACCGGGCCCGCGUCGAAAUCCUCGUCAAGACCAUAUCCGACCCCCAGAACGCGCGGGCUGUCGUGGUGAACGAGACGAGCGUGCGCAUCUGCUGGCAGCGACCCCUGUACGGCAACGUGUCCGGCUACGUGGUCAAGUACCGCGCGGCGUCGGAGAACGUCACCUCGUACGUCAACGUGACCACGGGCGCCGGCGCCGACAAGUGCGUUCCGGUGCUGAAACUGCGGCCCUGGACCGACUACGAGUACCGGGUGUACGCCUGGAACGGCCGCGAAGAGGGCAUCGGCAGUCCUGUGGACAGAUUCGCGACGCGCAUCGACUACUGCUUGAUGAACGUCUGCAAGCACGGCUCGUGCGAGGCCACGGACGCGCGCCCCGGUUACCGGUGCGUGUGCGACCCGGGCUUCUACGGCGAGGCGUGCGAGCACUUCGACCCGUGCUCCGAGAACCCGUGCAAGACGUUCGGCACCUGCGUCAACACGGGCCACGGCGAGUACCGCUGCGACUGCUUCACGGGUUUCUCGGGCCGCAACUGCUCCGACUUCAACCCGUGCCUGCUCAAGCCGUCCGCCUGCCUGCACGGGGGCGUGUGCCAGUCCAACGCGUCGCACAUGUUCACGUGCCUCUGCGUGGACGGCUACUACGGCAAGACGUGCCACCAGUACGACCCGUGCUUCUCGUCCCCCUGCCUGCACGGCGCCCGCUGCCUGAACGAGUCGGACGUCAAGUUCAGCUGCCAGUGCGUGCAGGGAUACGCGGGAAACCUUUGCGAGCAGAACAUCAACGAGUGUCUCUCAAGCCCUUGCAAAAACCGCGGUGAGUGCGAGGACGGCAUCAACAGCUUCACCUGCCACUGCCCUCCGGGUUACGGUGGCCCACUGUGCGAGCUCAGAGACACAUGCCCGGAAGAACUGCAGCAAACGGACAAAGGCACUUUCCACUGGCAGCCCACAGCGCAUGGCUCCGUGGCCAAGGUCGAGUGUCCGUACGGUGCCUACAACCCGGCCAGCGAGUACAAGUAUGCGAGACGAAAGUGCCGCCUGCUGCCCAGCGGACAGACGGGCUGGAUGAAAAUUUCGGCGCAGCACUGCCGGUAUAAGAGCUUUCAGACGGCCGAGAACAUCACCUCCGAAUUGGAGUUCCUGACGCACGACCCGACCAACAUCAGUCCGGAACAGCUGCAGAGCUUCGCUGAUAAGAUUGAGCCAGUUGUCGAAUACGCCAUCAAGGAUAUCAAGAUUGCACAAGCCAUGAUUCACGUGAUCAGCAACUUCCUCGCCCUCAAUGACAGCGUCAUCGCAGAAGGAGACGCGAAAGGAAUGGCUGUUGAAAAGCUGGUAUCUGUGGUGGAGCGAUUCACCUCGGAGGUGGUGCUGGGGCCUGGAGCGCUGAUCAUCGAGAACGAGAACCUGGUAGUGAAGGCGGUUGCCUGGUCGCCUAAGCUGCUCUCUCAGGGUCAAGAUUUUCUCAGCUUCUCCCUUCGCUCCAACGGAGACCACUAUCUGCACGAGGACUUCUCUGGGGACGGCGACGAGCAGGAGAACGGAGAUAACAUCGUGAUCGCCAUACCUUUCGAGGCACUGUCGAUGGCCAUCAACAGCUCUCUCCUGGCGGCCGGUGAACCCUACCGUCCCAUACACGAGGUGGAGAAGGGGCCUCGCAUCGCGUUCAUCUCUUACCGCAACGACAAGUUCUUCCGGCCUAAUCGCCACGGUCCGGUGUCCUUGGUCAGCGCAGGCCAAGUCGUGCUCUCCGCGAAGAUCGGCGACAGCAAGAUCGAAAAUCUCACCGACCCCUUGGUCUACUCGUACCCGACGUACAACACCGAGAGGUACAUCUGCGCCUUCUGGGAUGAGCGCCGUAAGGAGUGGUCUACCACCGGCAUAACGACAAACCACUCGACAAACGUGACCGUGUGCUCCUCGACGCAUAUGACUGCGUUUUCGCUGCUCCUGGAUCCUAUUCCGGCAAAGACCACGGCACGCCACCACUACCGGAUUCUUUCGCUCAUAUCCUACGUAGGGUGCAUCAUGUCUGUCGUCGGGUUGUUCUUCACGAUAUUGACCUACGCUCUUUUCAGGUGCCUGAACAAGGACCGGUCGGGCAAGAUCCUGCUCAACCUGUGCUCGGCGAUGCUCUUCCUGAACGUCUCCUUCCUGCUGGGCUCCCUGCACGAGCGGUUCCCCAGGCUCGAGCUGUGCCUCGGAGCGGCCGUGGCGACUCACUACUUCCUGCUCGCCUGCCUCGCCUGGAUGGGUGUCGAGGCCUCCAACAUGUACCAGAUGCUGGUGCACGUGUUCGCCACGUCCGAGACGUGUUUCAUGCUCAAGCGCGUCCUCCUCGCCUGGGGAAUACCGGCUGUUAUUGUUGGAACUUGUCUGGCCAUAGACUUGGAGCCUUAUAAGGAUCAAGACGACUAUUGCGUGAUAUCAUCCAGAAACCCAUUCAUCUACUACAUCGCGUUCCUGGGCAUCUCCUGCUUCAUCCUCUUCAUCAACUUACUCGUUUUCAUCAUGGUGACGCGGGUGCUAUUCAAGCCGCGCAUGGCCGAAGCCAACGCUAAGGCCGCCGACCACAACUCGUGCUCGGGCUCCAGCCCCGCCUCCGCCGCCGCCGCCGCCAACCCGCCCAUCACCGUGGCCCAAGUUCGCGGCGCCUUCACCGUCAUGACUCUGCUGGGUGUCACGUGGAUAUUCGGCGUGUUCGCCGUGGGCGAAGCCAAGACGGCGUUCCAGUACGCCUUCUGCGUCUGCAACUCGAUGCAGGGUUUCCUCAUCUUCGUGGUCAGGGUGCUGCAGUACCCGGAGGCACGCGCCUCCUGGGCCCAACUAGUCACCACGGGGACGUUCAAGAAGCACCGCGGCGGAGCGGUGCCCGCGGGGUCCUGGUGCGCCAACUCGGAUCCCAAGCAGAACAGCCAUUCGUCCAUGGUGCGGGUCACGUCCUGCAGCACGGACAGCACGAGCACCGUGGUCUUCAACAGCAAUAUCUGGAGCAAGGGUGGCGGUGGAACAGCAGCAGGUGGCAGGGACCACCCCACGAUACUGCCCCGUUUCUCGGGCGUCCGAAGGUUGCUCAAGAACUCGAACGUGCAGAAGGACGACAAGAGCGCUGCAACACUGCCCAAGAAGUUAAAGUCCUCGCACAAGGUGGUCACUGACGAGACUGACUCCAAGGAGAAUCACAAGGAAUUUUACUCCUCUGAACAUCAAGUCACAUCUGUGGUCCCAGACCUCUACUCAGGCCAAGAGCGGGAAAUUAUAAAGACCAGCAGCGUGAAGGCCUCUGAUCUCCUGAAUAAUUUCAACGAUCAGUCGCGCAACAUGACCGCGACCAUGGGCCUGGGAAGCGAGCAGAAGGCACACAUCUUGUUCGCCUACGCCGGUGGUGAGACCACUCCUAUUCGAAUCAACGGCAUUGUGCAGUCAUCAAUGGACAAGCCCAAGCUGGAAUCGUUCAGCACGUUUCAGAGGCCAUCGCCUGUGCCAACGAGCACGCCGAACCUGCCCGAACUGCCCCCUUUCUGGAACCUGCCUCAGGAGGCGGCGACAUUUGUGGCAGAAUCUUCCCAAACUGUUCGUUCGGACCGUGGGCCUAUUCGGAGCUCCCUGAAGAGUACUGAGGAGACAUCGUUCUCAAUAGCGAAUGGAGGCAGCGUUACGAUAGCGUCCUGAGGGCCUAAAUAUCCGCAGGUGGCUACUGUGUUGCCAUUUUCCAAUUGAGUCCCUGGGUGACAAACUGCCAGUGUUUUAGCAUUUCGCAGACGAGCCAAUACCUUGCCGCUCAUUAAUUUUGGGCUUGUGCGAUGAGCCUUCAGUUCAACAGUAACACAAACUUUCCAGCGAUGCCCUGCGUCUCGUCCGAGAAUCAUAGAGAGGCCAAAGCAUUGUCAUCUUUUAGUUCGUGAGAACAAUGACCGUCUGUGAGCGGCGACCACAUGGAGCUCUUUUCGAGGACACUGUCGGCAACGGAUCGCUGGGUGCGAAUGUGUUCAUUCCCCGUUCCACGAUAAGGGCACUGUCACCGAGUCCAAGGUUAGUACCAUGAGGCAACUGUUUUCAGCGGUGACAAGGUGCAAUACUUGUAAGCCGAAUCGCAAGUCAUCUUGGGGUGUGACUUAAACGGGGCGACGUCGUGUAAAGUCAUGCCGCAAAUGUGUCGAAAAUGCGCCCAGUGUAGUUGCCGCUGAAGGCCUAAUGUAGGUGGUGGAGCAGAACACGUGAUCAAGAGGCGACGAUGGCGAGUCCACUGUGCACAGUACAAGGACUUGGAACAGCAUUCUCAACUAGAAUUGUUGACCUUCGCAUGUGGUGGUGUUUUGUGGAGAUUAGUGAGCACGACGCCAUGAUAGCGAGAGACCGGGAACUCGAGGGUGUCAACUUGUUAUUUGUUCUUGUUGUUACGCCUUGCCCUUGAACGUUCAGCCAUAACCUUGGCCAAAAGAAGAAGGAAAAAAAAAGCGCUGCGGCCUUGCCACUCUUGACAUUUUGCUGCCGUGGUUUGUUGCUGACUUACUAGUCCCAUUUAAUCGUUUUUGAAAGAAAAAAACAGUUUCCAAAUGUCCUAGGUGUGCGAUAAGUCAACGUGUAUGAAAUGAACUGCCAGUGAGAAUGUGCUGGUGCUCUAUUUUGCCGUCGUCAUCUCCGCUCAUACUUGUUUAUUUGCUGGUUUCACUAUGGCAGGUGGGUGAAGGCUCAAGAGUGCCGUCUCGUCUGAGUUAAAAUCCAAUUUGCCCGGUGUUUGAAGAGCUCAGCACCAAAACGAGUCCGCAAAUUUCUUCCCUGCUCUCUUCUUCUCUCAUUCUCUGUUCUUCAGGACUUUACAACGUUCGUUUUUUCGAAUGUUAUUCUUCACUGCCAUGCAAUGCUAACAUUGAGCAUCGCUGUGCAGACAACUAAAGAAGCAAAAAUGAUGGCCGAGCGAUCUGUAAUUGUGCUCUUGCGCAAUGUCUGAACAGACGUCUGAUCGUCGGAACGCCUCAGCAAGGCAAAAAGUGGUGUCUACACAAAAUAUGUCACCUCCGAAGGUUGAUUUAGAAGAAUUACUACUGCUAUUCAAAUGUAUUUAUUUGAAAGUUUUAAUCCCCCCCUUUUAUGUUGUGAGGCUAGAGUUUGUCGAAGGCAGCAUUGAAGCGCAAUUAUUGGAAAGAUAAAGUUGCCUAUAUAGUAAUAAAAAAUAAGCUGUAUUUAAAUAUUUGAGCCGAUGCUGCUUUAAAGCUUCUUCCCUGCCUUGAAAAUCAUUGAAACGCUCCACUACCCUUCCCCCGCCCUCCCUACUUGAGUUUCUUUUCAGACAUAUACCGAAGAUGUAAUGGAAACCUGUCUGACUGUUAUCUUUAGAUAAGAGCAGCCGCUAGCGCGUUUCGGCGCUCAAGUUGGACUCACGUGGAAAGAAAUUGCUGACGCACUUGGCAGACGCAUCGGCAUGUGACCUAGGGCUCGCGAAGCGCGUACUGCAGAACAUCAGCGCAGGCUACAGCGGCUAGCUUCGCGAUUCCGUCUUGUUAAGACUGGUCGCGCUCGAUAAGAAUAGGUUUGCUAUACAAUCAGUCGAGUACGUUAGUAUGUCGUAUGUAUUGAGUUGCAAGCGUUGAGGGAGAGCACAGGCAUCGUAAUGCACGGAUGCUGAUCAGUUCUAAAUUAGCCAUUUAUUACACCCUGAAGUUAGUAUCGCCAAAGGGCAAGCCUCAAAGCGGUGCGUCAGGCGAGUCGGCAUUCUUGUGGGUCUUCCUCGCUCCUUGGGACCUUUUGAGUCUGGCCUCACGGUAAAUGUCUGUGUUUUGCUUCACCAAUUAACUGCGGGAAUUCUCGACCCUACCUAUUUUAUCAGAUAGGUGCUGCCAAUGGUCGUUUCUUGCUUGUUUUUAGAUCUAUUUCGUUGACUUGGCCUGCUUGCCCAAAUCGCUAUCUUAUUGCACUGCGGAAAAUCAUUGCGUAAAUUAGUUUUGCCUUUUGUAUACCUGGUGAAAUGUACUUUGUCUGCCGAGUAUCGUCAGUGGCAAUUUGCCAAGGCUGCGGCAUAGGCGACCGUCCCUAGUUGUGCUAUUUCAGUGCUGUCACGUCGGAUGCGGCAAGAUUCACCGUACCACCUACGCAUACCUGUGAUUGUCCUCAAUUCUGUGAUAAGCUGUGCAGCGCAGUUUAGAAGGAGAAAAAACGUGCGAGUACUUUUUUACAC